Alligator sinensis (Chinese alligator) is the source of this 1532-nucleotide messenger RNA. It is a transcript of the gene SLC39A5, whose product is annotated as solute carrier family 39 member 5. NCBI's taxonomy places the organism in Eukaryota, Metazoa, Chordata, Crocodylia, Alligatoridae. Gene Ontology annotation, molecular function: zinc ion transmembrane transporter activity. The transcript is spliced from 6 exons. Gene Ontology annotation, cellular component: membrane. Gene Ontology annotation, biological process: BMP signaling pathway; intracellular zinc ion homeostasis; zinc ion import across plasma membrane. The record is from RefSeq and is a predicted model, not a curated record. Bases 102 to 1223 code for a protein of 373 amino acids.
CCUCGUGCCACCUGGCUGCAGUCAGUGCUGGAGCUGCGGGGAAGGUGGCUGAGAGCUGCUGCGACAGACGCCCGUGCCCAGCAACCAGGCUCGGCACCGUCAUGGUCCUCCGGCUGUGGCUGUGGCUGUGGCUGGUGCCAGGGGUGGCAGCGGGACACCCGCCCGAGGACGCGGAGCAGGAGCAGGGCUACUACCUGCAGCAGCUGUUCGGGCUCUACGGGCACAAUGGGACGCUGGCCCCCGAGGGGCUGCGGCGCCUGCUGCGGUGCCUGGGGCUGGGCCGGGUGCAGGUGGUGCAGAUCGACCACGAGGACCUGGGCCAUGGCCACGUCGCCCAUCUCGAUGCGCUGGACCUGCAGGAUGGGCGCCACGUCCAUGCCCGUGCCCACCGCCACAGCCACGGCCACGGCCACGACUACCCCGGCUCACAGGGCCCUGGCAAUGCCACCACCAGCCCCACACCCGAGGCUCCCCUGGCAAUGCCCACAUCGCUCGCUGAGACAUGGAGCCCCAGUCCCAGGGGGGACCCGGGGCCCGGGAAGGAUCCCCCGGGGCUGAGCCUGCUGGAGCGGGUGCUGGCGCUGGACCACUCCAUCUACAACCACCUGCACGAGGAUUGCCUGAACGUGUCGCAGCUGCUGGUGAACUUUGGCCUGGCCGGGACGGCGCAGAUCACCCCCGAGCAGUUUGCGCUGCUGUGCCCGGCACUGCUCUACCAGAUCGACGCCCGCGUCUGCCUGCACCACCACCCUGCCCCAGCGCCACCCGUGCCCCAGCCUGCCCUCGGCCCGGGUGCGGCCUUCGCGGAGGGGCCAUCGGGGGGGCUGAGCACAGCGUUGGCUGUCUUCUGCCACGAGCUGCCGCACGAGCUGGGCGACAUGGCGCUGCUGCUGGGCGCCGGCCUGCGUCUCCGUGCCGUGCUCCUGGCCAACCUGCUCUCGGCGCUGCUGGCCUAUGUGGGCAUGGCCGUUGGCGUCCUCGCCAGCCGUGCUGCCCGGCCCCUGGGGCCCUGGAUCUUCGCUGCCACGGCUGGUGUCUUCCUCUAUGUGGCCCUUGUGGACAUGCUGCCCCAGAUGCUGCUGCGUGGCACAGGCGCGGGCAGGCGGCGGGCAGACGCCGGACGCUGCUUUGUGCUCCAGGCCCUUGGUUUCCUCCUGGGCGGGGGGCUCAUGCUCACCAUUGCGCUCUUUGAGGAGCAGCUCAGCUUCCCCCUGGAGCCCUGAUGCCCCCGGCCCCAGGACGGGCCAGAUGCGGCUCCCGCGGCCUGGACAGCACUGCACGGCUCCAGACUCUCGGGCUCUCUCCAGCAGUGCUGGGGUGGGGCGCUUGGUCUGAUGGGCGCCUGAGAGGGUCCCCAGACCCAGCAGGGGAGCCGUGGACACGGGGCCAGGGCUCCUGGCUGUGGAGGAGACGGAUGGAUGCCUCCUGCGGCGAAGACCCUGGCCCAGGACGGACAUGCGGGGCAGGUGGGGGGCCUGGACCCCCCCUGGGGCAUGGAAAAGUGAGCACCAUUGAAUAAAGGUCGUUAAUGC